Orbicella faveolata is the source of this 1163-nucleotide messenger RNA. Its product is annotated as chitin deacetylase 7-like. NCBI's taxonomy places the organism in Eukaryota, Metazoa, Cnidaria, Anthozoa, Scleractinia, Merulinidae. Gene Ontology annotation, biological process: carbohydrate metabolic process. The record is from RefSeq and is a predicted model, not a curated record.
AUGGCAGUAUUAGUCAGUUAAAUUUUUCUCAAGCUGUAAUGUUACCAAAUUUGUAGCAUUGCACUUUAUAUUAUCCGUAUUUAUAGGUCGUAUAGGGGUUAAGGCCGUGCCGAGUGAGUGCAUGAGAUAUGGUAGCUAAAAAUAAUAGAUGACGUACAAAAUUGUCACUUUUAAGCCAAGACAGGCCUCCACGCAGCUUAAGUGGUUGCAGAUUAGCUCGAAGAGUGCAACAAUUUGAGUCUUCUCAAGAAAAUUAUCAAAGUGCAAUGAUGUCUCCUGCUAAAACUGCUACCUCAUUUGCUAUUCUUCUUGCUGUGCUGUUUUCACAAGCCAAUGGAAACCCAGCAAAGCCGUGCAACCCGGAUAAGUGUAAGCUUCCCGACUGUUUUUGCAGUGGCACCAAAAUCCCUGGGAAUUUGUCCGCAUCCUCGAUCCCUCAGAUUGUAAUGAUCACGUUUGAUGCAGCCGUUAACAGCGGCGGGUUCUCUCUAUACGAAGAGUUAUUCAACGGCCAGUUCAAAAAUCCAAAUGAUUGCAACAUCUCCGCGACGUUCUUCGUUAAGCACGAGUACACGAACUACUGCAUGGUUCAAGCACUGUACAAUCAGCGCCACGAAAUCGCGGAUAACUCCAUUUCCCGCCGACUUCCCAUCAGUUGGUGGAAAACCGCGACAGAAAAACAACUCACUGAGGAGAUAGUGGGGAUGAGAGAGAUUCUAAGAAAAUGGGGUUACGUGAAUCCUGAAGAUGUGAAGGGCUACCGGGCGCCAUACAUCCAGGUUGGUGGAAACACAGAGUUCAAAACUCUGCAAGACGCACUCUUUUUGUACGAGUCUUCAAUGCCCACUCAGAUGUACAGGGAUCCUCCGCUCUGGCCUUACACUCUGGAAUAUCGAUCAACUCAAGAUUGUGUGAUCGAGCCAUGCCCGACUGAUUCCUUUCCUGCACUGUGGGAAGUACCACUGGUUGAUUACAACAGCAAAGACGGGCAGUUGUGUAAUUUCAUCGACUCCUGUACCCCGCCUGAUACAGCCCAAGAAGCCUUCGAACUGUUUGACUCCAAUUUCGAACGACACUACACGACCAAUAGGGCUCCGUUUUUCAUGCUUCUAGAGGAACAAUGGCUGGCUAAUAGCACUUACUUUGAAGGUAUGUUCACUUGA